Messenger RNA from Dichomitus squalens LYAD-421 SS1, 2052 nucleotides. RefSeq lists its product as uncharacterized. The transcript has 7 exons. Lineage: Eukaryota; Fungi; Basidiomycota; Agaricomycetes; Polyporales; Polyporaceae. Gene Ontology annotation, biological process: actin cortical patch localization; actin filament bundle assembly. The record is from RefSeq and is a predicted model, not a curated record. Bases 1 to 1686 code for a protein of 561 amino acids. Gene Ontology annotation, cellular component: actin cortical patch. Gene Ontology annotation, molecular function: phosphatidylinositol binding; actin filament binding.
AUGAAAUUUAACACCCCUCUACCACAACCUUUACCAAAGGAAUGCCAGAAGGCGGCACAAAUCUUUAAAUCAUUUGUCGACAGCAGUAACAAUGGUCUUGACGGGGUCAUUCCCCGCAGUGUCCUCGAGAAUGCAAAAGGUUUCGCCAUCUUCACCAUCUUCAAGGCCGGGUUUCUUUUCUCUGCACGGGCUGGAAGUGGAAUUGUCAUUGCGAAGCUCGAUGAUGGAUCCUGGUCGGCACCAAGCGCAAUAGGAACCGCCGGUGUAGGUGUCGGCGGGCAAGCCGGUGCAGAGAUGACAGACUUCCUAAUCGUCUUGAACUCAAGAUCGGCUGUUACAUCCUUUAUGUCUGCCGGCUCGCUAACACUAGGCGGGAAUCUCAGUCUUGCUGUCGGCCCUCUUGGACGGAAUGGCGAAGCCAUCGGAUCCCUCAAUACUAGCGGGAAGGUGGCCGCGAUGUACAGCUAUUCCAAAACUAGGGGUCUCUUCGGAGGUGUCUCAAUAGAAGGCUCCGUUAUCGUCGAACGCCAGGACGCCAACGCGCAAGCAUACCGUGCAGACGUCACUGCGAAGCAGCUGUUGAGCGGAGCUAUUCCGCCACCUGACUGGGCUUCGCCCCUGAUCAAGACGCUCGAGACAUGUACGGGCAUGCCAGGAGGACGCAGAUGGGUGCAAGACUUCCGAUCUCAUCGCGCGGACGAUCCAUAUAUGUUCGGCAGCGUCGAGAGUCCAGGACUUGAGCAUGGCCCCGCCGGGUCGCGCUACUCCCUCGACAGCCCGUCCGUUGAGAGCCCACCUAUAGGCGGUAGCGCCAACGGGAAGCUGUCGAAGAAGAAGAAAGAUAAGGCAGGUAGCCUAUCCUUCCCGCCAAUGCAGUGGGGGCGCCAGAAGAGCUCUGGCUCGUACUUUUCCGAGUUCCACGAUCCCGCCCGCGCUCCGGAGCCCGCGGACACGCAUAUCGCCACCCCGAAGCUCUCCCCUGAGGAUCGCCCUUCUCCCCGCCUGGAUCGCGUGCUCAACCCUGCGACGGGCUACUUCGAGACUCGCUUCCAAUCCGACUACAUUAGCGACGACCAGCUUCGCCAGCACCCGCCUCUCAGUAGCCGCCGCACGAACUCUGAUGUACCCGAUCUCUUGACGCUAGGUCAGCCCGCCUCCGCGGGAGUCGGCGCGAGGAAGUCGGUGGGCGACAGCUGGGAGCCCGACAGUCCGUUCAACGACCUGCCUGGCGGCGGAUUCAGUGAGGCACGCUCCAAUAUGUCGGAUGCGACGUCCCAUCGCCGUGCGUUCAGCGCGUACGCGCCUUCUGUGACGUCUCAAUCGCUCAACGGCACGCGCAAGAAGGGCAGCAACCCGUUCGAGGCGUACGCCGCGCAUGAGGAGGACCACUUCGAUGACGACCUGCUAGGUGGCGGGGCCGGAAGCCGGUCGGCCGUGUAUGGGAUGAGCCCUAAGCCGAAAAUCGCGCCGAAGGCGGAGCUAACGAGGCCGCUGCUCCCGCACGAGGGCGUCGCGCGGGCGAUUGCGCUCUAUGACUUCAAAGCUGUCCAGCCGGGAGACUUGUCGUUCUCCAAGGGGCAGGUGAUUAUCGUCACUGAGAAGAGCGACGACACGAAUACGUGGUGGAAGGGGAAGCUCGAGGGACGCGAGGGCGUCUUCCCUGCAAACUUUGUGGAGGUCGUCUAGAAGAUUGGCGAGGAUCGAUGUCGAGAAGGGCAGUUGGAGUGUUGGCCACCGUCGGCCGCCUGUGUCUCUGAUCUCGUCUGGUGCUAUCGUUGCGUUUUUCUUGGAUAUCUUUCCAAUCUGUAUGGUGUAUCUCCGGCGUAUCUAGUGCCUAGCGGUCUCGUGUUCUGACGUUCUUGGGGUCUCUCCCCCGCUCUGACUGCGAUGUAUCUUACGGGAGCGCUACGGGCCGCGUGCUUGUAUGUAAAUCAGAAUUGUACUCCUGCUGUUUUUGUACUGCUCUCUACGUGUAACCGCCGCAUCUCCAUGUCGUUAUCUGAACGCUUGUGCGCUAGCCCCUCGUAACGGCGGUAGGACAAUGGAUAAACC